This is a messenger RNA of Apis cerana (Asiatic honeybee), 1462 nucleotides long. It is a transcript of the gene imd, whose product is annotated as death domain-containing immune deficiency protein. Gene Ontology annotation, molecular function: protein binding. Gene Ontology annotation, biological process: signal transduction. NCBI's taxonomy places the organism in Eukaryota, Metazoa, Arthropoda, Insecta, Hymenoptera, Apidae. The record is from RefSeq and is a predicted model, not a curated record.
AACGCGAAAUAUUAAUUAUAUAUAAUAUAAUAAUUAUAUGCAUUGAUAAAUUUUUGUUUCUAACAAAUGUUAUUAUAUAUAAAAAUGAAUAUAUAAUAUUCAAAAAUAAGGAAAAGAUAGAUUAGAGUUAAAAAGAUUAAAUUGAUAUAUAGUAAAUAUUAUUCGAAGGAAAGAUAAUUUUAUUUGGAAUGUGAUAUUUUUGAAAUGAUUCAUGAAGGCAAAUUAAUAUUAAUUUAAAUUAUUAAAUAAUUAUUAUAUAAUUAUUAUAUUAUUAAUAAUUAUUAUAUAUAAAUAUUAAAUAAUUAUUAUUAAUUUAAAUUAAAUAUCUAAAUCAAUCAAUUUAUCAAGAAAUGAUAGACAAAAAUAAUAGGUAAUUAUUUACCUAUUCAGCUUCUAAGUAUUGUUUAUUGUUACUUGAAGAUUAUAUAUAUAUUAAAUAUAUAGAACCGGUUUUAUUUCUGGAAAACCCAGAUCAUCUUGAGGUCAUGGAAGUCAUAUGAAAAAGAGAUAACAUAGAAAGAUAUUUUCUUUAAGUGAUAUAUAAAUUUUAAAGAAAAUGUCAAUACUUUCAAGUUUAUCACGUCGUUUUCACAUGUUAACGACCGAUGCAAAACCUGAUCCGCCGCGAAUACCGAUUAAAGGAUAUACACACAAUUUAGAAUCAAUAAACGAUGAAACAAAGAAAUCCAAUGCUACUACAGAAUCACAAUUUACACGAAAUAAUAUAACAUCCGAAAAGAGCGAUGCAAUACCUAUCCCAAGUGUUAAUUGUCCUACUAAAGAACAAUAUUUGAAUGAUACAAAAAGUUCUGCACAUGAUUCAAAAGAACAUGGAAGGCCGAAUAUUAAAACGAAAAAAAAACCAAAGCAACAUAAAUCUUCAAAGGGAUCACACGUCAUAAAUUAUAAUAUAAUUAAUUCGAGUGAUGUGAAAAUUGGUUCAAGAACCAGUUAUAUUUGUAAUAUUAAUCAAUUUUCUAAGAAUAAGGUUGAGGAAGACGUAAGAUCGAAAACCCGCCAAAUGCCAAUAGAAGUAAAACGUUUAUGUACUUGCAGUGAUGAAAUUACUUUAGAUGAUAUAUUUAUUAUUAAGACUUAUAUUGGAUAUGGUUGGAAAGAUGUCGCUAGAAAAUUAUUAUAUUUGGAUAGUCAAAUUGAACAAUUUGAAGAAAAUUAUAAAUACAGGGGCAUAAGUGAAGUAAUCUAUCAAAUAUUGCUCGAUUGGAAACAAGUUAAUACAAAAGAUGCAGAAAUCGGUAAAUUGAUAAAUAUAUUAUGGACAUGCAAAGAAUACGAUUGUGCGGAACAAUUGGUAUCCGUUCGCAAAAAUUUGAUAUAAUCUUUCUUAAUAUGUGAUAUAUAUGUAUAUAUGUAUUAGAUUUUUUAAUGAUUUAUGUUUCAAUUAUGUUUAAAUAAUUGUUAUAUUUAUAAAUAAAAAUUAAUCUUAUUAAUUAUAUAUAAA